This is a messenger RNA of Bombyx mandarina (wild silkworm), 2065 nucleotides long. RefSeq lists its product as uncharacterized. The record is from RefSeq and is a predicted model, not a curated record. NCBI's taxonomy places the organism in Eukaryota, Metazoa, Arthropoda, Insecta, Lepidoptera, Bombycidae.
GCGGGUUGGGUGAUGGAUGUCCGCGACGAAUUGAACAACUGAGACGAACUCAACUAGUGCUAAGAAAUGGAAUGGAGAGGUAUUCCGCAAGGCCGUCUAUUUAUGGGCGGCCUAUUAGAGAAGAUAACUGGCAUGUGGUCGAACCACCGCAACCCCCAUCGAACUACGUUCCAAAUAUAUUCGCAGUGCAGCCAGCCUAUGAGUAUAACCAGAUGAAUUAUUAUCAGCCUCCAACGUACCAAGUGCUGCCUCCGCCAUUUUAUCCGUCUCCACGAGUCGUUGUUCCGGCGUCGCAUCCUCAAAAUGUUCUAUUUCUAAAAAAUGUUUAUCAAAAUUCACCUAGUUACACCUACGAAAGACUCAAAGCAUAUUUUCAAGAGUUUCAAGGAUAUAAAACUUUACACUUACUCUGGGAGUUCGUAGACGCAGCGGCAGUAAUAUUUUCAAACGAUCCCUGCACACGUUGGGCGGCAGCCAACGUUCAGGGAAAAUAUCUGAACCCUGCCCGACCCCUCGAAGCAUACGUGCUGGACUACAACUUUGUUAUGCCCUUCCACACGUGUGGACCUAAUUGUACUUUUGAAACUCGUUAAGUGCUCACUAGAUCGUCAUUCAUUAAACCGUUCGGUUUUUCUUAUAUUAUAAAUCCUAUUAUAAAAUUAAGAAUUAGCGUUAAGAUGUUGAGAGAAAUAGUGUUUGUUUUUAUGCUGAUCUUUGCAGCAACCGUACAUUUCUAUGAGCUUUAUAAGCUGUACGAAAAGAAUAAGUCGCUGGAGCUGUUACUGGAAAUAUACCAGAAAAUUUCUAUAGAAACUGGCGAAGAUCCCCUUAACUUGACACACGUCGGACGUCGCUUGUACAUAACAGAAUAGGGACAUAGCAUAGGUAACUAUUAAAAAAGUUUCACAACAGUACGAUAAAACAUUAAUAUAAUCUGAGGAAUCACCAGUCAUGUUGGGAGACUUUUUUAAUGUGUUUUCUUAAUUUCAUUUCUUUUAAUGCACCUGUUUAAUUUUUGUUAAUGGUCCUUUAGGUUUAGCCAAUAAGAAUAUAGUCUUUUAAUCCUGUAUUGAAAUAAAUUCGAAGUAUUCGCAUUGUAUUCGGUUAAUAAUUAAAAACCAAUGUAAUCUUUCAGAAGCAGACGGACCCUGUUUCUUCCCAUUGUAAUAUUUUUCAACAUUUUUUAUAUCUAAAUCAGUUUAAUUUCUUUCACACGAAUUCAAAGUUUGCGGAAAAAAUGUAAAAAAUUGUAGAUACGAUAGAUCCGGUUUGUAAUACUUUUAUUCUUUUCCAGUUUAAUAGUUUGAAGCCAAUGUUAGAAAAAAACCUGACCGCAAUUGCCAGAUAACUUUAAAGAAUCAUAAACACAUAGUAAAAUAAUAGUUCCUUUAAUAAUAUGAGAAAUGUGAAAGCAAAAGAUAGACCGAACACCAGUAUUCAAUAUUAGUGAAUAAUUCAGGGAAAAAGCAAAUUAAAGAAUUUUCCUCCUUCAAAGAACUCGCAAGGAAUUCGUUUUAAAAGAUUCCAGAAGUAGUUCUUAUACGUAGUGUAGACAUAAGUCUGCUAAACUAUUAAUCUUAUAUUUAAAAUAAUAUGGAAUGGCUAACAAACUGAAAUAAUCUCAUCUGCAAACUAGGAUUGAGGACUAGAACUUCUUAUGUUUAUUUAGUUUACAAUAUUUUAAAAUGAUAUGGUUAAAUUAUGCAAAUAGCUUUUCCUAUCGUAAAAACCUUUUUUCAUUAGACCGAACCGUUGAAUUGAAACAGGAUAGGUUAUUAGUCACUUAAAAGUAUCUUUACGCAAUUUCUAAAUAAAUAACUCAAUGAAUAACAUUUUCAACAAUGAUUCAAGCCUUGAUUGAACACUUUCUUUUCGAUAUUUUUCAUUACAUCGAAGAAAACAAAAGAAAUUAAGGCAAUUAUUGGUGCGUAGUUAAUUUUAUUAUAUAAAAGCGUCCGGGAAGUAAGCUAUCUAUAAUUAUUUGCUGGCAGAAAUCGGUAGUACGUAUUCCUGUAAUCUGUAUAGUCAUUAAUAAAAACAAUUAUUACAUCACGGGGCAUCAUUU